CAAUACCGGUACUAGGACAUUGCUCAAGGUAUAAUAUACUUAUUGACCAUCAUUAUGAAAUGGUCCAUGCCCCGUGCUGCGUAUGACGUCGACUCCCUGAUUGACGAAGAUGCUCUGUCAUCAAAAUAUAAGGACUCUCACUGCUGCUGGUAGUGCAAUCUCUGGCACAUGGUCGAAUGCGGUGGCGGCUCGACAUGCGCUCUUUGCCGAGGCAAUGGCGGCAAUCAAGGCUGAGCCCCCAAACGAAACCAGCUCCAGCCGCUGCCCCGGUGACUGCAGCGGCACCAGCAGCAGCGCCCCGCUUGCUCCCACCACCCACGCAGGCAGCCCUUUCCGCACAAGGCGGACCAGCAGCUCUCCCGCAGCCCCUCAGGGCAGCCUGCCGGUCAGCGGCCGCAACCCGUCCCGCCCUACGUUGGCCGCUAGCAGCAGCAGUAGCGGUUUGGAUUUCUGCACCAGCACCAGCAGUAGCAGCAGCAGCAGUAGCAGCAGCAUUUCUAAGAUCCUAAACAGCAGUACCAGCACUUUCCACUCUUCCGGACGAGGAGGAGCAGCAGCAGCAGCAGCUCUAAGCAACUGUGGACGCCCCUUUCGUUGCUGCUGCUGCGGGUGCUGCUGCUGCUGCGGGUGCUGGUAUGGUCAUGCACACAUCCGCAACUGGGCUGCUAACAUGGCCCCUAGCUGCAGCAGCAGCAGCAGCACCCCUAGCAGCACCCUAGCUGCCAUCAGCAGCUGCAGCAGCGGGGGCCAGCGGCCUGCGCACGUGUGGCGGCGCGCCGGCAGCAGCAGCAGAACCGCGGAGCUCGGUCGGCUGUUCUCAACCUCCGCCUCCUCCAGCUGCGAUCCCGCCUCCUCCUUCUCUUCCUCUUCCUCUACCUCCAGCAACUCCUCAUCGUCCUCUUCCUCCACAACCACAGCCGCAGCCCGGCUGACCGACCUGCGCCACCCCGCUCUCUGGUACCCGCUGGCUCGCAGCAUGCGGCGGAGGGUGAUAG
This is a messenger RNA of Astrephomene gubernaculifera, 995 nucleotides long. NCBI's taxonomy places the organism in Eukaryota, Viridiplantae, Chlorophyta, Chlorophyceae, Chlamydomonadales, Astrephomenaceae. The record is from the annotation of a GenBank genome assembly.